Drosophila takahashii is the source of this 4634-nucleotide messenger RNA. It is a transcript of the gene Ehbp1, whose product is annotated as Eps15 homology domain containing protein-binding protein 1. The record is from RefSeq and is a predicted model, not a curated record. Gene Ontology annotation, molecular function: protein binding. Gene Ontology annotation, biological process: actin cytoskeleton organization. Gene Ontology annotation, cellular component: microtubule organizing center; filamentous actin. Lineage: Eukaryota; Metazoa; Arthropoda; Insecta; Diptera; Drosophilidae.
UCUACUCAACUUCUGUAAUUUGUGUUUUUUUCUUCGGAGCGAUGGAAGUGCAAAUCGGUGUGAAUUAAAUUGUUCGCUGUAAUGUGAUAAAAACCAAACGGUUGCGAGUGCUCGUAAUAAACGCGCAAAUGUACGGCGGACAGAGUCCUCAGACUGAGAGACCUUGAAACGAAAUUGGAGACCAAAACAAAAGUGACGUCAUAAUGGUGCUAUUUAUGUAUUUGUAUAUCGCCCGCAGAAGUUAACUGGUAAACAUGACUCAGUAAAUUAGUGACACCCAGCAAAACGACGAUCGAAAAGGUCUAAUUUUUUAAACAAACCCCAACACCCCGAAAAAAUCCCAAUUAAAGAACCCCACGAUCCGCACCCGCUAAAAUGGCCAGCGUCUGGAAGCGAUUGCAGCGCAAUUUCAAGCGCGCCGCCAAGUUCCAGUUCACCGCCUCGUACCACGAUCUGCAUCUGGAAACCACCGCCAAGUGGCGGCCCUCGAACCUCUCUAUCGUUUGGACCAGGAGAUCUAGACGAGUGGCCAGUGCUCCUUUGCCAUGGGAGCCGGACAUGAUGAAUCCCCUGGUGGGGAAUAUUUCCUGGCCAGUGCCCGACAAUCACACCAUAUCGGUCACCCUGUUCAAGGAUCCCCGGACGCACGAGCUGGAGGACAAGGACUGGACGUUCGUCAUCGAAGAUGUUACCCCAAUGGGCAAGAAACGUGUCCUGGCCAAUGCCAGCAUCAAUAUGAGGAAGUAUGCCAGCGUAGAAUCCACUCAGCAGAGCUUUACAUUGACCCUAAAGCCAGUCUCGAAGAAGAUCACUGCAGCUAGUUUGGAACUCACGAUUAGCUGUGUAUUUCUACGAGAAGGAAAGGCCACAGACGAGGACAUGCAGAGUGUUGUCUCCAUGAUGUCCGUAAACAACAAUGAUGUGGCCCCUUUGGACGACUUGGAGGACAUUCCCGAUCUUGACAAUUUCAGUGAGAUUACUGACAACUUUAAUGACUUUACCCAGCAACUGGAGCAUAUGACAACUAGCCUAAAUGGCUGCAUUGAUGUGGCCACCCCUCAAAGUGUACCUUCGUUGUCUGAAGAUCCAACACCGUUGGCCGAGUCAUUUAAUCAAUUGCAUUUUGAACUAGACGCCGACGGCAAACGGGAAGCUGCUGCGAACAAGUUAGACUUGCCCACAGCUGCAUCCGGUGGUUCUAGUGCUGCCGACGAGUCCCUCAAAACCCCCAAUGGACUGCAGCCUCUGGUGGACAGUACGCCCAUCAAGUCACCAGUUGAAGUUAAGCAGCCGAAGCAGACACCUGCGAAAGCUAUCGAGACCUUCGACAAAAUGGUCACCUCGACGCCUCUCGAACCCAAAAUCAACAAAGAUGAUGUGAAGCCAAAGAAGAAGAGGGCUCUAUUCUUCUCGGAGAAGGAGGAUGAGAAGGAUUUAGGGGUGGAAAGUGUUAAGGAAGAUAUCGGCGACAACAGCACCAAAAAGGAAACGCCCAAAGAAGAUAGCAAGGAUGCGUCAUCUGUGGUGGUGCCUCCGAGUACUAAGCGCUCCGAGCUGCCGCCCCUGAACUUGAAGAAGAGCUACGAACCCUCGCCGACACCUGCACCCGCACCCGCAUCUGUGAUAAACGAAUCCCAGGGAUCACUGUCGGGUACCUUUAGUACCUCUGGCUCGUUGAACAACAGCCUGAAGCCCGUGGAGAAGAUCGUGCUGAAGGAGAACACUCCCGGGCAGGAUCUGCUGGAGUGGUGCAAAGAAGUAACCAAAGACUACCCCAAUGUUAAGGUCACCAACCUGACGACCAGCUGGCGCAACGGCAUGGCCUUCUGCGCUAUUAUUCAUCAUUUUGCCCCCGAGCUUAUCGACAUGUCCAAGCUGAGUGCCCACGAUGUGGUUGGCAAUUGUCGGAUUGCCUUUGAUGCGGCGGAAUCUUUAGGAAUACCACGCGUAAUCGAGCCGCGGGAGAUGAAUAUGCUGACAGUUCCGGACAAGUUGGGCGUAAUGACCUAUUUGCAUCAGUUGAGGGCGCAUUUCACUGGCAAGCAGCUGAAAAUUGAGCAAAUUGGCUCCACGGCAGACGAAUCGAGCUAUGUGAUUGGAGACUACAUGUCGGACAAUUUGUCGCAGAGUCGCAUUAUAUUUUCGCAUCCGAAGUCUUUGCUGCUGCAUCAGAACUCCAUCGACGAGGAGAUGUUUGGGCAGAAUAAAUCAGAGCAACUCUCGCCGACUAGCAAAAAGGAUGUGAAGAAUCUGAUUCUGAACAACUCGAAGAACAUACUGGACAAGGUGUUGUCGCCCACCAAGGAUAAGAACUCGAUCAACGCAUCGCAGCAUGCCAAUCAGUCGUCGGUCCUCAGCAGCCAGACGCCGCCGCCGCCGCUGGAGGAAUCAUUGGACGAGGGGCCAACGGCGGGUGGCAAGGAGAACGUCUCCAAGACCGUCAUAGACCCCCAGGCCGCCAGUGAGGAUCGACAGCAGCGGCUGCGGGAACAGGCUCGUCGCCUCAUCUUGGAGACGCGCGGAAAGAGCGGCGGCUCCAUUGAGAGUCCCACCAGCCCCACCAGGCCCAGGUUGGAGCGCACCAUCUCGCCGAUCCACAACGGAGCCGAGGAGUUCUAUAACUCGGAGCAAUCAAAGAAGCUGGACGCCAAGGAGCCGGGCAGUCCUAGUCAUAGGUUAAGUGAUCUGAAGGGCCUGGGACUCAAUGGCAGUCCCCUGCAGUCCUUCAAUGCGAUUGUGGACCGCGUUUCACCAAAGCACGAGAAGAGGGGUGACAAGCUGUCCUACAUCGAGUCCGAGCUGGAGGCCCUCGAGCGGGAGCAGGAGGCCAUCGACCAGAAGGCCAGCAGUCUGGAGGCCAAGCUGCGCGCCGUGAUGGGCGGCAAUCCAAGUAAUAACCGAAGGGGGGGCGCCAGAAAUGGCAACCCCUUCCUUAGGCUAAUCCGAAAUAGUAUUGGUGGUGGUGAUGUGAUACGCAUUAAGCUGCUCGACUCGGAUGACGAGAGUCUGUUUGGUGGAGGUGCUGGUAGCGGUGGCGGUGGUAGCGGGGCGUGCAGCGAGGACGACGACCAAGGGGACACGUCCAGCGAUAGUGUCUGCAACUCCGGCGACGAGCUGCACACGCGACUGCGCCCCCGGCCGCGCUCCCAGUCGUGUUUUGUGAACAAUGUGAACAAGGCCCAUCCAUCGCCCAUGACCACGCCCGCUCAUCUGCGUCCGCAUCAUGUCCAUCAUGUUGUGCCCUACACCCACAUGCUAGACAGCUCCCCGUCGGCGCUCUCCUCGCAGCAGUCCUCGUGCGAUAAUUUGCCCGCGUGCAGCGACGACGACGAGGUCCUGGCGCUGGCGGCCACCGGUCGUGCGGCUUCUCUGCGGCGGCAGCAGGAUCGCCACAGGCGACGCCGUCAGCGGCGGGAGCGGCGCUCCCAUUUAUGUCACAAUCACAGUCCCAGUCAUUGUGAGACCGAGGAAACGGAGGAGCAACUGCUAUCGCAAUGGUUUACGCUGGUCAACAAGAAGAACGCCCUCCUCCGGCGACAAAUGCAGCUGAACAUACUCGAACAAGAAAAAGAUUUGGAACGAAAGUAUACAAUGCUGAAUCAGGAGCUGCGAGCGGCGCAAUCUGUGGAGGAUUGGCGCAAGACGGAAGUGCAGCGGGAGAAGGAGCGACUGCUGCUCGAGGAGCUGAUGAAGAUUGUCGACAAGCGUGACCAGUUGGUUCAGCAUCUGCACAACCAAGAGAUAGCGAUCGAAGACGACCAGGAGAUCGCGAGAAAGCUGGAGCACGUGGACAUCAGCGAAAAAGACAAAUGUGUUCUUCAAUAGAAAUCGAAAUUAACCAAACCUGACUGGAGAUUAUACUUACACACACUCAAUCUUAUCUAUGUAACUAGUUAGAUAACAACUAUGUUCAGUGACACGCGAUAAGGUCACGUGGUUUUUGUGGUUCGGUGUCGCUUCUUAUGCAAUCGUUAUAUCCAACGACAACAAAUACUUGGACCACUUGGUAUGGUUAUUAAACACAAAGGUAUACUGUGAAACAAACAAAUUGCUUUUCUAUUCAAGCAAAGAAAUUCAAAGAAAAUGAACAAAACGUCCGUUAGCAAACUAAGUAAUAAAAAUCGAGAUCAGACACUUCGAAAGGGACAUUUAUACACCUAUUUAUGAUAAUCAGAUAUUGGAAAUACUGCAAAUUUUAUUCUGUUGACUUCGAUUAAUGUUUUGUUGUUGUGCCAUCUGAACCACACCUUAGAGUAAAUCCUGAACGCAAAGAAGAUGUGAAAUAAGGAAUUGAGGAGGCAAUUUUACGUUAGUUUAUACUUUAGCAUUUAUCCCACAUAAACUAGAAACGCUUCAUCCAAAAAUACAUGUACACUUAUAUAUUUAUGAAUUACCUUUAUGCGAACACCUAUCUUACCAUACUUAAUUUAGACCCCUACUUUUGCUCUAAGUUAAGCAAAGCGCUUUAAUCAUAAUUUAAAGGUGGCUUAUAUACUUAUACAAUAAAUAUUUUAAUUUACUUUGCCCAGGCGAAUGUAAAAAGAACUGUUCGACCCAAGGAACAUAGCUAAUAAAGAAUAGAAUGUGCUGAAUCGUCAGCAUUGAAUAAACCCAAAAACAAGUAAACAAACUGA